AUGACCUUGUUCCAAAAGCCUGCAAGCUUUUGUAAUAAUAACUCACUGCGAUUUGGAAUUCUUAAGGUAUACGCUCUAUCAAGAGACAAAGGCAUUCCAUUUUCAUCUGUAUGGCGAAACAUGCACCCAAAAUACAAAGUUCCAGCCAAUGCAGUGUGGCUUUGUGCUGCCAUCUGCAUCCUUCUUGGACUUCCAAUCUUGAAAGUCAAUGUAGCCUUCACUGCUAUAACUUCCAUAUGCACGAUCGGAUGGGUAGGUGGCUAUGCAGUUCCAAUCUUCGCAAGGCUGAUAAUGUCUGAUGAAUACUUCAAGGCUGGACCUUUUUAUAUGGGGAAAGCAAGAAGGCCAAUUUGCUUGGUGGCCGUCCUAUGGAUUUCUUAUACCUGCUCUGUCUUCCUUUUGCCAACUUACUAUCCAGUCUCCUGGGAUACAUUCAAUUAUGCACCUGUUGCUGUUGGUGUUGGAUUGGGUCUGAUAAUGCUUUGGUGGGUCUUGGAUGCAAGGAAAUGGUUCAAAGGGACCAGUUAG
Molecule: messenger RNA, 528 nt
Organism: Ziziphus jujuba (common jujube)
Lineage: Eukaryota; Viridiplantae; Streptophyta; Magnoliopsida; Rosales; Rhamnaceae
Product: amino-acid permease BAT1 homolog
Exons: 1
Coding region: 1-528 (175 amino acids)
Biological process (GO): transmembrane transport
Cellular component (GO): membrane
Molecular function (GO): transmembrane transporter activity
Source: RefSeq, a predicted model, not a curated record